Telopea speciosissima is the source of this 1162-nucleotide messenger RNA. RefSeq names its product probable histone-arginine methyltransferase CARM1. Bases 1 to 1011 code for a protein of 336 amino acids. The transcript is spliced from 8 exons. NCBI's taxonomy places the organism in Eukaryota, Viridiplantae, Streptophyta, Magnoliopsida, Proteales, Proteaceae. Gene Ontology annotation, biological process: peptidyl-arginine methylation. Gene Ontology annotation, molecular function: protein-arginine N-methyltransferase activity. The record is from RefSeq and is a predicted model, not a curated record.
AUGCAGAUUGGGCUGGCAGCGCUGAUGACAGGAAGUCAAUGUCUGGAUAUUGCACUUUUGUUUGGAGGUAAUUUGACUAUUUGGAGAAGCGAAAAACAAGCGGUUGUAGCCCGAUCAAGUGCUGAAGCUAAGUUUAGAGCUAUGACACAGGGUAUUUGCGAACUUCUAUCGCUUAAGGGACUUCUUCAAGAUUUGGGUAUGAAUAUUGAUCUUCCAGUGCGGCUCUACCGUGACAGCAAGUUGUCUAGUGAACAGCUGGCUGAUAUCCUUACCAAAGGAAUAAGCACUAAGUUAUUUUUGCCUACUGUAAGCAAGUUGGGCAUGUCUGAUAUGCAUGGCCACUGUCUCAUUGACAAGCCAGUAUCACGGAAUUCAACAGUUAAAAAUUUGAAGGCAAAAGAACAGCAUUCAUUUUUUUCUAAUUUUGUUCUCUUUAUACAGCCUGUGGUCGAUGCUUUCGAUCCCAGAUUAUUGGUAGCUCCAGCUAUAUCCCAUACUAUAGAUUUUACUUCUGUGAAGGAGGAAGAACUGUAUGAAAUUGAAAUCCCACUGAGUUUCAUUGCGUCUGUGGGCGCUAGAGUUCACGGAUUGGCUUGCUGGUUUGAUGUGUUGUUUAAUGGGAGUUCUGUACAAAGAUGGCUUACUACUGCUCCUGGUGCACCUACAACCCACUGGUACCAGCUACGCUGUGUUCUAUCUCAACCAAUAUAUGUCAUGGCUGGACAAGAAAUUACUGGACGACUCUGCAUGGUUGCCCACAAUGCUCAGAGCUAUACAAUGCACCUAACUAUGUCAGCUAAAAUGUGGGGCGCUGGUGCUGAACAAGGAGGAAUACUUCAGACAUCCUCUUGCAAACUUGAUCUUAAGGAGCCAUACUAUCGAAUGUCUCAACCACAGGCAUAUGCAUGGACCCAAGAUCAGCAAGCUCAUCACCUAAUACAAUCUCAGGAUGCUGUGGGGUCUGGCCUAGUGCAGCAGUCGCAGAAUUCUGGAGCUUCUUUGCCUCGAUGACUGAGAAGAUCAGUUAUAACUCUUGGGGUGAGAACAAAGUUUCUGAUAUAUAGUAUAUGGCAUUCUUUUGCUUGUAGCAUAUGCUUUUACACAAAGCCAGAGCGUGUUGGGUACUACAUCUAUCCUCUAUAUGAAUUGUGUUAAUAACCAA